AUGGCGAUGGCAAGUUCGACAUCGACAAGACGCUUUGCGCCUUUGAACAAAGGCAAAGGUCAUGACGCCAUUGACGGCAGCAUGGUGCUCAAGGGCAUUGUUUUCGAUGUCGAUGGAACUCUUUGCGAGCCACAAAACUACAUGUUCACAGAGAUGAGAAGCAAGCUCGGGAUAACCAAGGGAGAAGACAUUCUGGACCAUGUGUACAGCCUUUCGGGAGACGAGCAGAAAGAAGCCCACAAUAUUAUUGAGGAUGUCGAGCGCGAGGCUAUGGCAAAACAAAUACCACAAGCUGGGCUUGUUACUCUUAUGGAACAUCUCGAUUCCCGGGAUAUACUAAAGGGCAUUUGUACGAGAAACUUCGACGCCCCAGUCGCGCACCUGUUGAGCAAUCACCUGCCAGGCCAUAUCGAUGCUUUUGCGCCUAUUAUCACGAGGGACUUCCGUCCUCCAAAGCCAUCACCCGCCGGUAUAUUGCAUAUCGCAAAGCAAUGGGGCGUUGUCAGCGAAGCGGAUGUAUCAGACGACGGUCGACCCAUAUCGAAACGACCCCUUCCUUUGAUUAUGGUUGGCGAUUCGAUUGACGAUAUCAUCGCGGGCCACGACGCUGGGGCCGCCACCGUGUUACUUAGGAGUGAAGGUAAAGAAGAGCUUGAGAAGGACCCCAGAACCGAUCUGGUCAUCAGCCGAUUGGACGAACUAAUUGAUAUCCUGGAAGAAGGCUUCCAGAGCAGGCAGCGAUGA
Aureobasidium vineae is the source of this 744-nucleotide messenger RNA. The record is from the annotation of a GenBank genome assembly. NCBI's taxonomy places the organism in Eukaryota, Fungi, Ascomycota, Dothideomycetes, Dothideales, Saccotheciaceae.